Molecule: messenger RNA, 878 nt
Organism: Homarus americanus (American lobster)
Lineage: Eukaryota; Metazoa; Arthropoda; Malacostraca; Decapoda; Nephropidae
Product: glutamate receptor 3.3-like
Exons: 5
Cellular component (GO): membrane
Molecular function (GO): glutamate-gated receptor activity
Source: RefSeq, a predicted model, not a curated record
AUGUUCAUAGGUACAGUAUAUUCCAUACAGAUAUAUAAAUACCAGAUACACGAACGGAGUGAUUUUAAAUGGGGUGUACCGACAAACGGUAAAUUUAACGGGAUGAUUGGUGAGCUCCAGCGUGAAGAAUCUGACUUCUGUAUGAUCGCGGCGCCAACCCCUGAACGCCUGCAAGUUAUCGACUACACGAAGGGAUAUACACCAGACGUAAUGAUCACACUCUCUUUGAAGCCUACCUUAUUGCCAGAGAACCUUUCUCUCAUAAGACCCUUUGAAGGAGAACUGUGGGUAGCACUGCUGUUGAGCGUGGUGGCGUUUGGUGUGCUUAUGUGGGUGCUACAGAAAGUGUGGUUAUGGGCGGCGGGAGGGCGGAGUGUCAAGUUCAACACCGCCUUCCUGUACGGUUGGGGAGCACUCCUGGAAAAGCCUCCUCCGGUUCCCUCCGUCACCGUCUCUGGUCAAGUGCUGGUGGGGUGGUGGCUGGUGUUUUGUCUGAUCAUCACUACAGGAUACCGCUCGUCUUUAAUUGCUCACUUGACAGUUCAGGGGAAAUCAGCGACACUUGAGGGUUUUAUGGACUUAGUGCAACGCGACAAUUGGAAGUGGGGCAGCGAGGCUUGGUUCAUGACAGGAGUACCUUUAGAGUAUUUCUCAAAACAUACCGACCCAGUGGUCCAGAAGAUAUAUAAAGAAAUGGAGCUGCCUCUCGUGAAAGAAGCAUUCGAGAAGGUGCUCGCGGGUGGUUACUCCUUCAUCAGCUUCAAGAACUACGUCAGUGUCAUCAUUGCCUCCAGCUACAGCGAUAGCUUCGGCAGCACACCUUUCUACAUCGGCAAAGAAGAAAUACCCAUCUUCGUGGUCUCUGGAUGGGGAUUCAG